AAAAUUGAUGAUCAUGACACAUACAGACUUGUUUGUCUGUCUGCACAAGAAUUUAUCCUGCAAAUCUAAUCUAUUUCAAACUUGCAAUCUUCAAACCCAUACCAACCAUACUUAUAAUAGAAUAAUACAAACCCUUGAAAAUUUGAAACCCAGACAAAUCACACCACCACCUCUCUCUUUCUUUCACUGUAUUAUAUAUACAUAUAACAAUCCCUGAUUCAACACUCUAUCUCUGUACAAAACCAGCAAUCAAUCAAUGGCCUCUUAUCCAAGUCUGAUUUCCCAUCUGCGUUUCAUUCUUCUCUUCCUUUCUCUCUCUGAAGCCGCCCUUUCUCUCUCUAACAAUUCUUCUUCGUCAGUGUAUGAAAUCUUGCCCAAAUAUGGCCUACCAAGUGGGCUGCUGCCCAAUUCAGUAACCAACUACACUCUCUCAGAGGACGGCCGAUUCGUCGUUGUUUUGGGGAAGCCGUGUUAUAUUCAAUUUGAUUACUUGGUCUAUUAUGAAACAGAGAUUACAGGGAAGUUAAAUAUUGGGUCGAUUACGAAUUUAAAAGGGAUUCAAGUUCAAAGAUUCUUUUUAUGGUUUGAUGUUGAUGAGAUUAAAGUUGAUCUGCCACCGUCUGAUUCUAUUUACUUCAAGGUUGGCAUCAUUAAUAAGAAACUCGACGUUGAUCAGUUUAUGACUGUUCACUCUUGCCGUGAUGGUGUCUCUGGCAAAGGAUUCUGGGACCGAUUUCUCCAGCUUCCAAUUCCCAAGGAUGAUAUUCAAAUGCUAAUCACAGAAUAGAGGCAGCCAAUUGCUUCUGGUGUAUAGGAAACGAGCUGAGGAACUUUGAUAUCCAAGUGUCUAGGCUUCUAAUAUUAAGGGUCAUUUUUGGACUCAAACCAGGAGCCUGUCAAGGGUCAUCUAUGAGAUAGUCAAGGAACUUCUCCUCUCUUGAGCUUAAAUUGUAUUAAUGAGCAUGGAAAACUGUUUGUAUAUAAUAGACAUGUAAUUCUAAAUGUACUGGUAGUGUGUGUGUGUAUGAACUAUCCAUUUUGAACAAAUUCAUCAUGGAGAUAUCUCAGCUUGUGGCUUCAUCCUUAUUGAAUUUAUGGAUAAGAUUCAUAAACAUUCAUAGAAA
Molecule: messenger RNA, 1124 nt
Organism: Ricinus communis (castor bean)
Lineage: Eukaryota; Viridiplantae; Streptophyta; Magnoliopsida; Malpighiales; Euphorbiaceae
Exons: 2
Coding region: 257-787 (176 amino acids)
Source: RefSeq, a predicted model, not a curated record